UGACCAGGCGCGCCUAUUGGCUGGGAGAGGCCGAAGCCGGCUACCCGGGCCAGGCCUGAGGGCGGCGCCGGGGGGCCUGGUCCCGGAGGUACAACCGGCUUCGGAAAGAUGAACAUGGCAGCUCGAACCGGUCCGAGGGCCCUGACAAAGGUAGUCUCCAGAUGCCCUCCGAAGUCGUCGACAGCUGCCGGCGCCCGGCCGCAGGGAUCUGCGCGGAACGGCAGAUAUUUAGCUUCCUGUGGUAUACUGAUGAACAGAACUCUUCCAGUACAUGCUUCCAUUUUGCCCAAACAAAUAUGUGCAAGAACUUUCUUCAAAAUCACUGCCCCAUUAGUAAACAAAAGAAAAGAAUACUCAGAAAGAAGAAUUAUAGGGUACUCAAUGCAGGAAAUGUACGAUGUAGUAUCAGGAAUGGAAGAUUAUAAGCAUUUCGUUCCUUGGUGCAAAAAAUCAGAUAUCAUAUCAAAGAGAUCUGGAUAUUGUAAAACACAAUUAGAAAUUGGGUUUCCUCCUGUGUUGGAGCGAUAUACAUCCAUAGUGACCUUGGUGAAACCACAUUUAGUAAAGGCAUCCUGUACUGAUGGGAAACUUUUCAAUCAUUUAGAGACUAUUUGGCGUUUUAGACCAGGGAUUCCUGGCUACCCAAGAACUUGUACCCUGGAUUUUUCAAUUUCUUUUGAAUUCCGCUCACUUCUACACUCUCAGCUUGCCACGUUGUUUUUUGAUGAAGUUGUCAAACAAAUGGUAACUGCCUUUGAAAGAAGAGCAUGUAAGCUGUAUGGUCCAGAAACAAACAUACCUCGGGAAUUAAUGUUUCAUGAAGUUCAUCAUACAUAAAGGAAAAAAGAACCAAUGUCACCUACUAUUUUAGAGCCAUCUGUGAUUAUAAACCUGCUCCAUUGAAAAUUUGCACAUACAAUAUGGACUCUCUUGAAAGUACAAUUAUCUCUUCAAUCAAGUGCACUUCAAACUAAUGUGUACAUUCGCAGUUUCUACAUUUACAAUAGGAUGCCAUCACCAUUGCUAGAACACUAACAUCACUCUUCUGAGCAGAAACUGAAGCUAAAUUUAAACCUUGUAGGUAUUAUCUGAGAUAGAGAUACUCAUAAAGUAUAUAUUAACCAUAUCAUGUUUUAAGUUAUUAAAUUCAGAGUAUUUGUAAGUUAUUUUUGUGGGGCCUGUCAUAUAGCUUAGAAUAUUUUGGAAAUCUCCAUAUAUUUAAAGUUAAAACUUUGAUUUAACUGUUUAUGAAGGCUCCUUGGUAUUUUUGUUUUCUUAGAUUGUUCUUAGUAGUAGUUUUAAUAGUUACUGCAGUGCUAUAGUGAAGUUUCUAGAUAGUGUUUUGUUGUUGUGGGUCUGUUCUUGUUUGGUUUGGUGUUUGUCUGGUAAAUGGGCCAGAACUAAGUUAUUUUUCCAAGAGUUCACAACAUUCUUCCAGGUACUUGGGUUUCUCUUUCAAUAAUGCUAAUCAUGUGUCAAGUUUUGUUUAGCGCAGUAGCUUUCUUAGGUCUCCAAUAUUAUGCCCACCCUAUUUUCUAUUUAUGGUAUAUACUCACUGUCAGUAAGUUCCAAGCUAUUUUUUUUAAACAAAUCAAUGUAAAAACUGAAGUACUAGCUUAAUAAAGUUAAUUUGUUUAUUUUUUGCACAGUUA
Messenger RNA from Perognathus longimembris pacificus (Pacific pocket mouse), 1652 nucleotides. RefSeq names its product coenzyme Q10B (gene Coq10b). Gene Ontology annotation, biological process: ubiquinone biosynthetic process; cellular respiration. Lineage: Eukaryota; Metazoa; Chordata; Mammalia; Rodentia; Heteromyidae. Gene Ontology annotation, molecular function: ubiquinone binding. The coding region runs from base 109 to 837 and encodes 242 amino acids. Gene Ontology annotation, cellular component: mitochondrion. The record is from RefSeq and is a predicted model, not a curated record. The transcript has 6 exons.